ACUAAGCUGAGAAUGUGGCUUGGGAUCACAGUUCUAAUUUCUCUUGCUGUAUGUUUGGCAACUGAGGAAGAAAUCCCUUGCUCAAAACAUCAGCUAGCUUUCAACCACUCAUGCUACGAGUUUGUUAGACUGCAACGUACAUUCACAAGUGCCCAGAGGUGGUGUGAGAGAGGAGGGGGGCACCUUGUCUUUAUUGAAAAUGAGGAGACUCAAGAAUUCUUGCAGAAACAUAUUGCUGAGGAUCAGGAAUGGUGGAUAGGACUGAUUUCAGACUCCUUGCUGAAUGAAACUACUGACGGGUCAAUUAUUUGGCUGGACACCUCAAAUGUAAGCUACAGUAACUGGUACAAGGAUCAGCCAUCUCCUUUCUCAUCUGUGUGUGGAUACAUCCUGAAGAAUGCCAAGUAUCAGUGGGGUGUGACUGAAAACUGCAGCCAGGAGUUUGACUUCAUUUGUGAGUUUGAAAAAGGCCAGAGCAUUGCUUGUGAUAAUUACAAUGCCACCGCACAGUGUGGAUCAGGAGAAGUUAUUCAGAUUGGAGAGUCAUCCUACGGAAGGAAGACCCCUCACUACUGUGUAUUGGAGACUCCUCCCCAGAAUGACACAGAGGAAGAAUGUAGCUGGAUCAGUGUCAGAGAAGAAGUGGCAGGACAGUGUCAUGGUCUCCAGGCCUGCCAGGUGGCAGCAGAUGGCACUUUCUUUGGAGAUCCAUGUCCAGCUUCUGGCAACUACUUGUCCAUUCAGUACCACUGCAAGGAGGGUCUGCAGCUGAUUGUAACAGACACAUGUUUUAUCUUUGAAAACAUCACAAUCACUUUGAACUGGCUGCUCUCUCCAUACUCUGGCAACCUUUCCUGCAUCAUUAGCACUGGAGAUGGCCACACUGUGGAUCCUUACUACCCUCUAACACUGCUCAGCAGUGUCACACAUAGAUAUGCAUCUCCUGGGGAGUUUGUUGUUUUUGUGGAAUGCAGCACCAGCGAGUGGCAUGUGACAGCACAGAAGCGGGUGAUGGUCCAGGACAAGAUGGAUGAACUAAGCAUUACUGGCUGCUACAGCCACCACGAGUCUGGGAACGGCUCUCACUGCCGAACGCUGUAUGGAGAGUUGUUGUGGAUUCAAGUUGAACUCAAUGGAGGUAGCGGAGUGACCUACAUUGUAAUAGCAAAUAACAUGACUCUUAUUGAGUCCAGUGCAGAGGAAGGAAUUGCCCCUCACAACCUGACACUUGACAGUGCUGCUCAAGAGCUGCUAGGCCCUGGGGUACAUCAGCUGGAAAUCCGAGUGUCCAGCAACACAACUGCACCAGAGAUCUCAGAGAGCAUCGCUGUUCACCUAAUUGAGCCAGUGUCUGGUCUUCAGGCUGUAUUAGCUUCUCACACGCUGCAGCUGGGGGAGAAUUUGGAGAUAAAUGUCUCUGUGUCUCAUGGUGCCCCAGCUAAGAUGAGGUUUGAAGUGGUUGGAUCAAAUCAAACUCAUGCUCACCAGGAAGACUGCUCUCAAGGGGAACCUCAAACAUACAUCAUUCCCAUGCACUCUGAAGGUACUUUCCUAGUGAAAGUGGUGGCCAUGAAUGCUUUCUCAAAUGUGAGUCUGGAUAUUGGGUUCAUCAAUGUGCUGGCAAACAGUUCUCAUAAAGAAGAUCCUGCAAAGGAAAAAGACACCUCUAAAACAAAUACCCAAAUGACCAAAGGUCACCAAAGAAAAAACAAAAUACAUAUUAAACCGAGUCGCCAUGUGGAUCCUUUCACAACUAUUACUCUUGGCUGGCCAGAUAACAGUGAUAAUUCCAGUUUUCUCUGGUCCUGUGGAGCUUGCUGGCCUGAAUGGAAUGAAUGUGUGCAGCACCGGAUAAUCCUUACCAGCCAACAAGAGGUGCAAAUCCCACCUUCCUGCCUUCCUCCUCCGAAGUCAGCAGUGACUGUGAGGGUCACAGUGCGAAGCCACGGGAAUGAAGAGAGGCAGGACGAGCAGUGCCUCUAUGUGACUGCAAAACAAGAUCUACACCUAGAAAUCAGGUGUGAGGCAAACUGCAAGCCAGUAAAUGCUAGUGAGGAAGUUGUUUUGAGUGUGUCUGGACAGAAGGACUCCCAGGACAUGUACUAUAACUGGUACUUAGAUAACACGUUCCAAAGCAAGUCUACACCCCUCCCUCCAGCCUGCAGCCUGACUGGUUUCCGUCAGAACUCUUUGAAUUUGCUUCAAAGCAACACAUCCACGUUGAUAAUGAACAGCUCCUUCUUGCAGACGCAUGGAGAAGCUUUUCAGAUUAAAGUAACAGCACUGACUCAGCGUGCUUACGGGGAACAAACCUACCUUGUCAGCACCGUGCCGCCGCCCCAGGUCCCCAGCUGUGCUGUGUCUCCCAAGCAGGGAUCUGUGCUCACCACUUUCACAGUCUCCUGCAGCACUCCAUGCUCUGUGGAUUCGUGCCAAUCAAGUCAUAGCACACAGCUCAACUACUGCUUCUAUCUGAACUCGAAUUCUCUCCUUCACUGUGGCCCAGACCCUGAACUCUUCCCAGUUUAUCUCCCACUUGGAGAAGAGGAAAAUAAUUUCAUUUUACACGUGACAAUUACUAUUAGCAACAGUUUUGGUGAUACAGUUCACACCAAUGCUUCGGUGAAGGUUAUACAAGCAGAUACAAUCGAUGGGAACCUGACCCUGCAGACCAUUGUAUCUGAGAAGGCAAACACCAUCCUAAAAGAUGGGAACAACAGCAUGAGUCUUUUCCAGCUGUUUAAGUCAGUGACUUCAGUCCUUAAUCAUGAAACCCAAGAUGAAAACUUUAACAUAUCUUUACAGACAGACACACGAAAAGAGCUCCGAGGGCUAAUGCUGGCAACUCUCUCUGCUGUUAACGUAACAUCAGUACAAACUGCUCUUAAGAUGUCAGAAGUACUGAAAGAAAUCACUUACAGGACUGAAGAGCUGUCUGUCUCAGCACAGGUGGAAGCCAGCAAUACACUGAAGGAUGUCAGCGCAUCCUUGCUCACUGUAAACACAGAGGACAGCAGAGAUGAUCAGAAACUAACGGAUGCAGCCAGCUACCUAUUUAAUGCAGUGAGCAAUGUCCUUCAAGCCUCCACACAAAACAGAGCCACGAACACUACAGUGUCUGAGGCAGAGCAGAGUUUGGUGUCCCACCAACUCCUGAAUACAGUUGAAAAUCUGCAGAGCGCACUUCUGUUUGGGAAGGAGCCAGAUGAUGAACCCGUGGUCCUUACCACUCAUUCUGCCACAAUGUAUAUAAACAGAUUACAAACAGAAAAUAUGGAUGGUACAUCCAUUAAUAUCUCCACUUCCAGCUCUGCCAGUUUUACUCUCCCAACUGCUUCCUCUCUUGGCAUUUCAGAAGUUGAUGAUGAAACAGUGGAUAUAAGGAUGGUGAGCUUUGCCAUGAAUCCCUUUUUCUCCAGUGAUACCAGUUUUGACAUCAGUGGAACAGUGGGAGGUCUAAGUCUUACUGGUCUGGAUGGCUUGAUCAUACCAGUCAGCAAUCUUAAAGAAAACAUUGAGAUAAUAUUACCAAGGCAUUCUGCACCCCAGGAAGAUAGAAUUCAGUUGAACCUGAGCAAUUUUAGCAUUUUCCAAGUAAACAUCACCUCAGAAAACACAUCAAUAGUGAUUCAGCUGGAAUGUGAACAAGACAUUCCACUAAUACUCUACUUAGGAUAUGGUUAUCGGCCAAAUGAAACUAACUAUGACAUGAAAAGUCAUCUGUUCUAUAAGAAAACUACUGGAGGUGAAACAAAUACCUGGGUUCUUAGCCCUGAAGAACUCAUUUUUGGAGAGGGAACUUACUACUUGAUGGUUUCACAAGACAUGGGAAUGGAUUCCACUGUCUAUGACGGGCUAGCUAUAGCUGUCACUUGCUUUGCAUCCCGCUGUGUAUUUUGGGAUGAGCAGCAAGGGAACUGGAACAGCUAUGGAUGUCAGGUAGGACCAAAAACAAAUUCUAGAAGCACACAAUGUCUCUGCAACCAUCUGACCUUCUUUGGGAGCUCCUUCUUUGUCAUGCCUAAUGCUGUUGAUGUUAGCAGAACUGCACAGCUAUUUGGUACAUUUGUGGACAACCCCAUCGUGGUGACCACAGUAGGAUGUAUCUUUCUGAUAUAUGUGAUUGUAGUUAUUUGGGCCCGAAGGAAAGACAUCCAGGAUGAUGCCAAAGCAAAAAUCACAGUGCUGGAAGACAAUGAUCCCUUUGCUCAGUAUCGUUAUCUUGUGACAGUUUUCACAGGACAUCGCCGUGGGGCAGCCACAACCUCCAAGGUGACACUCACUCUCUAUGGACUAGAAGGAGAGAGUGAGCCACAUCAUCUAACUGAUCCUGAGACACCAGUGUUUGAACGUGGAGGAGUGGAUGUUUUCCUACUCUGUACCCUCUUUCCUCUAGGGGAAUUGCAGAGUAUUCGACUGUGGCAUGAUAAUUCAGGGGACAAUCCAUCCUGGUAUGUGAAUCGAGUAUUGGUACAUGACCUUGCGUGGGACCAGAAAUGGUACUUCCUCUGUAAUUCCUGGCUAGCAGUUGAUAUUGGAGAAUGUGUCCUAGAUAAAGUGUUCCCAGUAGCUACAGAGCAAGACAUGAAGCAGUUCAGCAACCUGUUUUUCAUGAAGACCUCCAAGGGUUUCCAGGAUGGGCACAUUUGGUACUCAGUUUUCAGCCGCUCCCCACGAAGCUCCUUCACACGAGCCCAGCGCGUGUCAUGCUGCUUCUCACUGCUGCUCUGCACCAUGCUGACCAGCAUCAUGUUUUGGGGAGUGCCAAAGGAUCCAGCUGAGCAGAAAAUGGAUUUGGGUAAGAUUGAGUUCACAUGGCAGGAAGUGAUGAUCGGCUUUGAAAGCUCCCUCCUCAUGUUCCCCAUCAACCUGCUCAUCGUGCAAAUUUUCAGGAACACGCGACCCCGGCCAGCCGUGCAGGGCACAGAGAAGAAGCCAAGAAAGAAUGUCCGAGUGUCCCCAAGCCUAUCUCCCGCCCCACAGGUCACCCCAGCCACCUCGCUCACUCCAGAGGCUGUAACAAAGGACAUAAGAAGAAUUGCUAACUCGCUUUUUAAAGCUUUGAAGGCUCCAUCACUGACCUCAGUAUCAGAUCUCGGAAAAUCAACUAACAUCAACAUGCUUUUGGCGUUGGUUGAAGAUGUCAUUUGCCAGCAGAAUAGAGCUGGGCAAGAGUUUUACGAUGAAAACAAAAAGAAGGAUGACCUUGUAACUGUCACACUAGGUCCUAUGGAUAUACAAGAAAAAACAAGAAGCCCAAGUCCUGAAAAGGGAAUGUGUGAGCGACUGAAGUGCAGCGAUUACAGCCGUUGCUUGUACAUGCAACUCCAGCAGGUAGAGAUGGAGCUCGAAUUACUGGGGCCCCAUAAAUUUCAGAUACCUCAGAGUUAUACUCAAGCAGUUCGGCAGGUUCAGCACAUGAAGAACCUCCUGCAGAACCAGAUUUGCACGUCAGCAUCCAUCACUGAGAGGUGGUCACUUACUCCGAGCUACUCUGGUGAUGAAAAGAAAAGUUCUUCUUCAAAAGGGCUGCCCUGGUGGUUUGUGUUCAUUGCUUGGUUCCUUGUUGCAGCCACCAGUGGUGUAUCUGGGUUCUUUACCAUGCUCUAUGGGCUGCAUUAUGGUAAGGAGAACUCCAUCAAAUGGCUGAUCUCCAUGGCCAUCUCCUUCUUUGAAAGUCUUUUCAUCACUCAGCCCUUAAAGGUGCUGGGAUUUGCUGCUUUUUUUGCUCUGGUUCUGAAGAAGGUGGAACAUGAGGAUGAAGAAAACACUGCCAUUGAUGGACCUUUACCUGCACCAGGCGACUCAAAUCCUCUCUUUGGAGCCCGACGGGACAGCAGAAGCAAUAUUUACCAGCCACCUCCUGCAGCUGAUGUUGAGAAAAUGAAAAUCAACUGCAUGAAGGAGCAGAAGGCAUUUGCCAUAAUCAGAGAAAUCCUGGCCUAUCUGGGGUUUUUAUGGAUGCUGUUACUGGUUGCCUAUGGGCAAAGAGAUCCCAAUUCCUACUAUUUAAACAAGCAUAUUGAGAGCAGUUUUUCAGAAGGAUUCUGUGAUGUCUACAGUUAUGAGGAUUUUUUCACAUGGGCAAAAACUACUUUAGUAAAAAAUCUUUAUGGAUCAUAUAAAGGGUUCAUUACAGAUGGGAACUCCAAGCUGGUGGGCAGUGCUCGAAUUCGCCAAGUGAGAGUGAAGGGAGAUACCUGCCCUAUUUCAGCCACCCUCCAGCAUGUGAUUCAGGAAUGCCAUGCUCCAUACUCUCUACAAACAGAAGACACAUCAGACUAUGGAGAACACUGGAACACUUCGGUCUUUGAUAUCUCCUCAGACUUGAGCUCAGCCUGGCAUUAUCAGAGCCAGACCAAAUUGAGAGGGCAGCCCGUCUGGGGCAAACUGGCCUUCUAUGGGGGAGGGGGAUAUGUGAUUCACCUGGGAACUGAUCCUCAGAAUGCCUCCAGAAUUCUCCAGUACCUUUUCAACAACGUUUGGCUGGACACCUUCACAAGAGCAGUGUUUGUUGAAUUUACAGUCUACAAUGCCAAUGUGAACCUGUUCUGCAUUGUAAGCCUGAUGUUUGAAACCAACGCUUUAGGGGCCUUUUUCACAAGUGCAGUGCUGCAGAGUGUCCGGCUCUACCCGUACACCAACAGUCUUCACAUUUUUGUUGUUGCUGCAGAAGUAAUUUAUUUCCUCUUUAUCGGGUACUACAUGAUCGUUCAGGGAAAACUGAUGAAGACUCUGAAAUGGAGAUAUUUCCACAGCAAGUGGAAUCUCCUGGAGGUGGCCAUUAUACUGAUUAGCUGGAGUGCCCUGUCAGUGUUUGUGAAGAGGACAAUCCUUGGGAGCCGAGACAUCAGCUACUACCAGGAGCACAAAGAGGACUCUGUAAGCUUUAAUGAAACAGCAAGAGCCGAUGCAGUUCUUGGCUACCUGAUUGCUUUCCUCGUGCUUCUCUCCACAGUGAAACUGUGGCAUCUACUGAGGCUCAACCCUAAGUUACACAUGAUCACCUCCACUCUAAGGAGAGCAUGGGGUGAUAUCUCUGGAUUCAUCGCUGUUAUUGCAAUCAUGUUUCUCGCCUAUUCCAUUGCUACAAACUUGAUAUUUGGCUGGAAGCUCUGCUCUUACAAAACUCUCUCCGAUUCAGCAGAGACCAUGGUCAGCCUUCAGCUGGGAAUCUUCAACUACGAGGAGAUCUUGGACUACAAUCCAAUUUUAGGUUCCUUCUUAAUUGGAUCCUGCAUCGUUUUCAUGACGUUCGUGGUGCUGAAUCUCUUCAUUUCAGUGAUUCUGGUUGCUUUCAGUGAGGAGCAGAAGCACUACCAGGCUUCAGAAGAGGAGGAAAUCGUGGACUUAAUGCUCAUGAAACUUUUCGGUUUCUUUGGGAUUAAAUGUAAGCAGGAAGAGAAGACGGGCUGUAACGAUCAGCCAAAGCAACCCGUCAGCAAUUAAUGGACAACCAUAACGAAAAGCUGCUUUGUUAGCGUGCAAAAGAUCGUACUUUGUAACUGCCAGCUGCAACGGCCACUUGGCUGUUGUGCUUCUGACUAGAAUGCUGUACGUAGCCUUCAACAAACUCUUGCAGACUGAUGCUUUGUAGCUAAAAACUCGCACGAAACGUGAAAUAAAGCAUCCCAUGCGCACCGCC
This is a messenger RNA of Centrocercus urophasianus (Greater sage-grouse), 7645 nucleotides long. RefSeq names its product polycystin 1 like 2 (gene PKD1L2). The record is from RefSeq and is a predicted model, not a curated record. NCBI's taxonomy places the organism in Eukaryota, Metazoa, Chordata, Aves, Galliformes, Phasianidae. Gene Ontology annotation, biological process: detection of mechanical stimulus. Bases 13 to 7449 code for a protein of 2478 amino acids. Gene Ontology annotation, cellular component: membrane. Gene Ontology annotation, molecular function: calcium channel activity; protein binding; calcium ion binding. The transcript is spliced from 43 exons.